AAAUCUCGACACUCGCCCGUGAAAUCUAACAACAAAAUUACAACAUGACGAAACAUCACUAUGAUACGCAUCAUACUGAAAAAUACCUAAUGCUCAUGCAUAGAAAUUGAUAUAAGCAAUAUUUCGUCAUGUUUUUGAUAUUGGGUAAAAGUUCGGGAAACACGGCGUAUAUUAUAAAUAGAGAUGCUUCUCUGUGCUCCGCAGGUUCUCCAUAGAACGGAGCGCCACACUGAUGAACGAUCUCGGAAUGCGGCUAAUUGAUGAACUUUGGAAUAUUAUAAACAUAUCACAAGGACUGGAUUCACAGCCACAUCGCUGACAGUUUCGUCGUGUACAACCUAUGUAGCCAUAACAUAUGAGACGUGACACACCAAAACAAGGGAUUUGCUCUACUUGUUUUGCAGAGCCCGCCAUCAGUACAGAGAGCGCGUGCCGUUUUUAAUGGCGGACUGAAUUAGACUUGAGUGACAGGCUUGUUUGUAAAUCGUUGCUGUGGUUUUACGACCCUAAUCUGAAGGCCAUCAAAACAGUCAACCUUGGUAUUUUUAAUAACCAGAUGUAGAGAACAGCACAAAAAAUUACAACAUGAAAAUAAAUCCCGGCCUGCUCUUGGUGGCAGUUGUGGUUGUUUGGUCAACAAAUCCAAUACAAGCUCAGAAUGACAUGCCUGUCGCCGUAACAUUGACAACGCGACUAGGGGACAUAACUGGCUUCAGAGACAAUAGAAAUGCCAGGAUUUUUUACAACAUUCCCUAUGGAAAAUCCCCGACUGGAAGUCGGAAGUUCGCUAAACCGGAGCCAUUUGGGAAAUGGACCGAACAAAGAAAUGCAAUGACACCUUCACCGAUGUGUCCUCAACCUAAAUCCGAGAUCAACGAAGCCUUGGGAUUUAAAAUGGAAGAAGAUUGCCUUAAACUAGAUAUUUACACCCCCGUCAACAUACAUGUAGAAAGAAAACUGCCCGUGAUGGUGUGGAUACAUGGUGGAGGUUACGUGGCAGGUGGAGCUGUCACUUACGACGGAAGUGCAUUGGCUAAGACUGGCAAUGUGGUGGUGGUGACCAUUAACUACCGCCUGGGACUAGGGGGAUUCCUUUCCUUUGGUGACUCCAUUGUGAAGGGAAACUUUGGGAUUUGGGAUCAAAUAUUGGCUCUUCGAUGGGUUAAAGACAAUAUCGUUGAUUACGGGGGCGAUCCUAACGAGGUGGCAAUAUUUGGAGAAUCGGCUGGUGGAAUGAGCGUAUCGCUACUUUCUCUUAUUCCAUUUAACAGGGGUUUGUUUAAGCGAGCAAUAAUGCAGAGUGGUGUGGCUAAUUCCCUGUUUGCAUUUCAAUACGGACCACCUGAAUUACAUAGAGCAACCGGGAAGCUUCUUGGUUGUCCUUAUCAAGAGGUGGAUCCAAGAACUUCGUUAGAAUGUAUGCGCCAACUCAACAUUUCCACCAUCUUGAAUGUAACGACAGCCAAAGCUGUUGAAUCAUCCUCAGCCAGGCUUAUGUUCGGGCCAGUUUUAGAUGGUGAACUAUUCAAAAGGCCUAUCAUGGAAAUUUUUGCAGACGACAGAUCCGAGGAACUUGAAUUUUUCCGUUCCUUGGAUGUUAUGGUCGGAACAACAGAUAGCGAUGGUUCUUUCCUUUUAAGAUUGGGCGCAACCUUUCAAUCCGAAUAUGGAUACAAUAUUUCUAAUGAAGGUCUACCACAUCAAGUUUUUUGUGACGUGAUAAUUCCGAGUUUAUCUGCUGAUUAUUAUAAUGGAAAUCGCGAAGUCUCCAACGCCCUAUGUAAAACGUACGGCAGGGCAAACGACCAGGCCGAGAACAGUCGUCAAGCAGUCAAGAUGCUCGGAGACAUUUUCUUUCUUUCUCCUGCUGUGAAAACCCUAACUGUUCAUGCCAGUAACAAUACAAGAGCUAAGUCGUACCAAUAUGUGUUUUCCGAAUGGAGAUUGCCGUUCUCCUUUGAUGCGAACGUUUUGCCGCCGUGGUUUGAAGGCGCGGGUCAUGCCACGGAACUGAUCUAUCUGUUCUUCUUAGAAUCCUUGAAGCUUGUUAGACCUAAUAUAACUAUCACUGCGACUGAUUACGAACUUGCAACGAAGAUGCGCACCCAAUGGACAAAUUUUGGGAAAUACGGGAACCCCAAUGGACUGGACCCUGUCAGAGAACAUUGGCCAUCAUUUGAAUCUAACGGAAGACGCUUCCUGCAGUUGAGCAAAAAUAACAUGACAGUUGGAGAGAACUACAGGGGCGAACACGUCAAUUUUGUAUUGAACACCGUCCCCAACAUUCUCCGUUCCACGAGCUCAGCCGCGUUCUUCAUAAAAAAUCACAGUCCGUCAUUAACAGUUGUCCUGGUGGUAUUCAUUCAAAAAAUGUCCACUGGAUUUUGUUCGUAAAUUACAUCAUUUGCAUAAAUUGUAGACUGAUUUGUAAAUUACAUUGUUUGUAUUUGCAUAUAUUUUGUGAUUUUUAGCAUGUACAAUGUAUUUUGUGAUUUUUUUUUAGCAUGUAUGUCUAAUAAAUAUGUAAUACUU
Molecule: messenger RNA, 2532 nt
Organism: Ostrea edulis (European flat oyster)
Lineage: Eukaryota; Metazoa; Mollusca; Bivalvia; Ostreida; Ostreidae
Product: fatty acyl-CoA hydrolase precursor, medium chain-like
Exons: 4
Coding region: 586-2394 (602 amino acids)
Source: RefSeq, a predicted model, not a curated record